Labeo rohita (rohu) is the source of this 7863-nucleotide messenger RNA. RefSeq names its product centriolin (gene cntrl). The record is from RefSeq and is a predicted model, not a curated record. Lineage: Eukaryota; Metazoa; Chordata; Actinopteri; Cypriniformes; Cyprinidae. Gene Ontology annotation, molecular function: protein binding. The coding region runs from base 451 to 6996 and encodes 2181 amino acids. The transcript has 41 exons.
AUCACCGCGAAUCCUUUGAGUUCAUGCUGGAGAAUUAGACAGCAAGAGAAUGGAGAAAGAAAGCCCAGUUUAAAUCUUUAGAAACGCAUGAGCUAAAUAAUGAGACCUGGGACACGAGAUAAACAUAACAGGCUUGUAUGCACUUUGACAUUUUCUCUAAGAAAGAAUCAUAUUAAUGUGACGGUCGCUGGGUAUCCUAAUCGGUUGCUAUAGAAACUGGGCUAACAAAACUUGUCAAGUCUUUGUGAAACUACGAAUGAGCAUGUAGUUAAAUGUUAAACUGCUUUUUAAUAUAUAUUACAACAUCUUAGUUAUUAGAUGACCUAUUGUGUCAUUUUUAUCAUAAAAUAAAAUUUACUACUAGCAGUUAACGUUACGUUUUAACAGUCGAUAUGGUUUAAGCGUCGUAUUCGCUGCCAUCAGAUAAUAUUAAUAUCACGUGAGAAUAAAAUGAAAAGAGGAGAUCAGAUGCGCAAACGAUCACCAACAGCGGGAUCCAAGUGUUCCAAAAACCUCAAGAGCAAAACUGUGUCCCCCAACGCCAUCUCAUGCUUGGAGACUGACGAUGGAGGUCUUCGAGAUGAUCCCAGUGAGGAUGAUAAAAGACAAUAUAAGGGGACAAGAUACAUCACAGAAGACCUGAUCAGGAAAUUGACUAAAUGUGAAAAUUUAGUCCUUGUGCGGACUCUGGAUUUGUCUAUGUCUACGGGAAGUGACAAACAAUUUAGGUAUAUUGAAAAUUUGGAUAAGUGUGAGCGCUUACAGGUUCUCAACCUCAGUAACAACAGGAUCGAGAAGAUAGAGAAACUAGAGAAACUAUGUCAUUUACGGGAACUCCACCUUUCCAGCAACAGAAUACAAAAAAUUGAAGGUCUAGAGCACAUGACAAAUCUUCAGGUUCUGAAUUUGGCCUUCAACAACAUUGAACAUCUUUCAGUUUGGAUGGCAAAGAAGCUCAGAUCUCUUCAUACUAUAAAUCUACAGAGCAACAAGAUAUUCUCACUUCAUGAGGUAACUAAACUGAAGCCCCUGAAGAACCUGACGAGUCUGACAUUAGCAGAAAACCCCAUCUCCAGUCUGCCCCAUUAUCACCUCUUCCUAAUCUUCCAUCUGAGGUCACUGGAAAUAUUAGAUGGACAACCAGUCAGUCCACAGGAAAGAGAGCAAGCACAUCAACGCUUUCACAUAGUGGAAGUUGAACGUUUGGAGCAAGAGCUGGAGUUGAGAGCUGAAGAGAUUGCACAGCUUCAGAGAGAGCGGACCACAGCACUGGAAGAGCUAGAGCGGCAGGAAACGAACAACCAAAACCUGAGGCAACAGCAUCUGGAGCAACAGCGGAGCCAUGAAGAACUCCAGAGAGAACUGGAGAGCAAAUCUGAAUUGCUGAAGCAGAAAACAGUGGAGUUGACCCGGGCCUGUCAGAAACAUUAUGAGCUUGAGCAGGAGUUGGCUUUCCACAAAAUAGAUGCCAAGUUUGAACCUCUUCCAUUUUAUCCAGAUCCUGAGGUGGAGGUAGAGAACCUUUCUAGCGAGAGUCCAUACAUAGGAAAGUCUCGUCAGAAAAGGAACAUCACGUUCCCAUUGGAGACGGAUAGCAUGGGUGCACAAGAUCAGCACAAGCCCUCCUCAGCAGACCUGACUGAGACAGAUGGCCCAGGAGAACAUGACAUGUCCCGACAUGCUCAGCUCAGAGCUGAGGAGCGAUUAAAGCAGUUACAUAAAGAAAUUGAGGCAAGAGAACAGCAGAUCCUUAUAGCCAGUGAAGAGCUCCGGCAGCUAGAGGACACAGUUUCCCAGAGACGGAUCUGUGAGGCUGAGAAGGAGCAGCUCAGGCAGGAGCUUCAGAGGAGAAUACAGAGGCUGGGAGAGAUGAAAGGAGAGAUGGAGUCGAUGGAGAGGCAGCUGGACAGACUGAAUGUUGAGAGGAACCGAGCCCAGGAGGAAAUGGACCAGCUGCAGAAUCUACUGCACAGCCUGGAACCCAGUGACCCCAGACAUGCCCAUGUGAAGGCUCAGUUGUCCAAGAAAUCACAGUUGCUGGCCAUCAUGAGCAGAAAGCACCAGGAACUGGAGAGUAGGCUGGAUGACAUGAUCACACGCAUCCACAAGGAGGCACAGGAGAUCAAAGAACUAGAGCAACAACUUACUGAUGGUCAGAUCGCUGCUAAUGAAGCUCUCAAGCGUGACUUGGAGGGCAUCAUCUCAGGUCUCCAGGAGUAUCUGCAUGGGGUGAAGGACCAAGCACGAAGAGCCCAGUUAGACUGCAAACGUCUGCGGAGGGAGAAAGAGGCUCUGCAACACCUCCUAUGUGAGAAGGAGCUGCAAUGCACCCAGCUGGAGAAAGAAGCUCUGAGUGCUGAAAGCGCACAGGAGGAGCUUCAGCAUCAGCAGCAGGAGUUGGAGGAUCUGAGGAAGGAGAAUGAAGAGCUGAAGCAGGCUCAGGGGCAGGUCAGUGAAUAUGAGGCAGAGCUGGAGACCCAACUGAAGGACAGAGACACCGAGGCCACAAAACUGAAGGAGGAGCUGGGCAGACUACGUCGGCUAAGUCAAAUGGAGCAUUCUGCACUGCAGGCGGAGCUGCAGAAAGAAAGACAGGCAAAAGAGAAUGCUUUAGCACAGAUGCAGAUGGCUGCUGACAAAGAGCUUGAGAACACAGAGCUUCUGCAACAGGUCAACACUCUCCAGGAGGAAAGAGACAGUCUUAUGAAGAAGGUGGAUGCUCUUCAGGGUGAUUUGGAACAGGUUAGGGAGGAGCUGCUUUGCCCGGAGAGUGUGGCUAAACAUUUAGGGGAGCUGAGAAGAGGCAUAGCUACAGGACAAGAGAUACUAAGCUUUGAGGACCUUGGGGAACCAGUAAACAAGAAAUUCAUGGAGCUACAACAGGAAGUGCAUCAUGUAGUAUCUGCUGCUCAGAGAGACAGAGAUGAGGCUCAGCGCUGUCAGGAAAGACUUGCUGGAGAGAUGAGUUCACUCAGAGAGAGACUCAGGAAGUACCAAGAAAGAUACCAAACUCAGGCAGCAGAGAGACGGGCUGAGGAGGCGGAGCUUCAUAGAUUGAGGAAGGAGCUGGAAGAUGCUCAUGAGCAGCAGUACUUGAUGCUUCAGCGUUUAGAGGAGACAGAAAUGGACAGGGGCCGUCUUCUUGCUGAAUUAGAAGAACAAGAUAAACAGGUAAAAGCUGAGGAGAGCCAGACUCAGGAGCAGCUAGAGUCUCUCAGUCUGGAGUUGCAGGCACUCAGGAGAUCAUUUUCCUCUGCUGACAGAAUGGCUGCCCAACAACUAACUGCAGCAAAGGACAAACUUCACUCUCUUCAUAGCACUAUAGAGAAAAUACAUCAGGAGAGAGCAGCGAAUGCAGAGGAGUUACAAAGCACCAAGAUUCAGGCUGCCCAGGCCAUUCAGGACUUGGCUAAUGCCGAAGCAGAAAUCGAGGUUCUUCAGAAGCUUUUGAGAGAUAGGGUUCAUGAAACAGAUGGGAAUUUCCACAGUGUCCCAAAUUCUAGUAUUCAACAGCAAGAAUUGGACAGAUUAAACCAAACCUUGAAAAGACAACAGGCCCAAACCAAACGUCUCAGAGAUCAACUAGCCCAAGCCAAAGAAGCUAACAACGUAAAUCUAGAAGAGCUGCUGGAAGAGAUUGGAGCACUGAGGGAGACUCUUCUACAGCAGAAUAACUUCCUGUCCAGUUUAGCAGAUCCCCUGCCAAACACAGGAUGUUGGUACUAUGUACCGUCAAAUCAAAAUGCCCCUAGUUUUGGAUCUCAGGGCACACAAGACUCAGGACUGGGUUCUGUGCACCCACAAUCCCCUGAGAGGGGCCGGCGACCCGGCCACAGAGCACACAGGGAGAGAAGACCUCCUGUUAAUGGAGGAUAUUGGGUCUAUUCGCCCCAACCACAUGCUCAUGGAAAGAGAGAUGCGCAGAUGUUCAGAGACAGUGGAAGAGAGAGCGAUGUAGAGGGGGUGUCUGGGACACGCUUCACGCCUCCAUCAGGCUCUGCAGGAUUUACUCUACCUGAGGGUGCUGCUUUUCCUCCUGGUUCAUUUAUCUACAAUCAACCUGUGCCUGGGUUUCCCAUUGGCUCAAGUACAGUCCUCUAUGGACCGCCCCCUGAUGGAGCCAGGCUGGUGUACGGACCUCCUCCCAGCAAUCUUACUAUUCCUCUGGUGCCUAAUGGGACGCUGCACUGUAAUGUGCCUGGACAUCAGGACUUGGAGCGAGAUCUGAAAAAGGCAGAGCGUAGGCUGAAAGAGGAGAGUGUUGAUAGAGCUCACAGUGAGAAAGAACAACAAGCACUUCAGGACGAAACAUCAGACCUACAGCAGGAAAUCAAACGUCUACGCAGGACUGUCCACACACUGCAGCGCCACACGAGUGGGCUGGAAAGCUCCUUAUCACAUGAGGAGGAGAAGUGUGUGCUGGGAGAGGUGGAGUGUGUGGAGAAAACCCUGCUGAAACGCAGAGCAGAGCUCAGAGAGGCUGACAGACUGCUGCUAGAGGCUGAGACAGAGCUCAAAGACACUCGAGCCAAGACUAAAGUGAGCGUGCAGCGCUACAAUGAGGCCAGGAGGCGAGUUGAAGAGACAGAACGAGAGCUGGUGGAGAUGGAACAGAGAGCUCAAGACACCGCCACACAGCUGGUGCAAACCAAUCAACAGCUCAGGAAUCUUCAAGAGGAGGUUAAGGAGCUGCAGAAAAGAAAACAGGACCAAGAACACACUCUACACAAAGUACAGGAGGUCCUCACAUGUCAAGAUGCAAAGUUUCAAGAAGUCAACAGAAAGUUGGAGAAAGUGACUGACAGUCUGGAAACUGCUGAGAAAGAGCUCAGAGAAACCCAGAGCCUGGAGGUCAAACUCUUGCAGAGCUGCAGAGAAACAGAAGACUGUCUAACACAACGCAAAACAGAACUUGACGAAGUCAACACUCAGGUGGUGUUGCAGCAGGAGGAGCUGUUGCUGCUGGACAGGAAGCUGGAGCAAUGGAAAAAGGAAGAGGAAGUGUUGAGACUUAGUGUGGAGAAACACAGGCAGGGCCUGCUGGAUGUGCUCAAACAGGGAGAGGAGGAUGCCCAACUCUUACACCAGCGCAUUCAGGAACUCCGUGUGGAUGUGCAGUCUCUGGCCGUGCAGAAGGGGGAGCUAGACUCUCAGUUGUCCGAGAGGAAAACCAGACUGGCACAGUAUAAGAAAGAGCAGCAGAAAGUGGAGGAAACCCUGCAGAACCUCCAAUCAGCCAUCAAAAAACAUAAAGCAGAGCUGAAGCAUGUGUUGGAAAUGAUCCAGAUGGAGACUGGGGAAUUAGAGGGCGUGAAGCUUCAACAUAACCAGAAACUGGACCAGCUAGAGAAGAGCCAGGAAACUUUGUUACAGGUGCGUGUAGAACUGCAGCGUGUGCAGCAGGAGCUGCAGGAGCAGCGUGGGGAGGCUGAGAGACAGAUGAACCUGCUGGAGAAAGAGAGAGCAGAGCUACACACCCUCCAACAGAACAGCCUCGAGCUGCAGCAGCAAACAGACACAGCAGUCCAAGAGAGGAGCAGCCUGCAGGAACAGUGCAGAAACCUGGAGGCCAGACGGACACAUGCUCAGAGGUGUUUGGAAGCAACAGAGAAAAGGGCGAGGGCUGCAGAAACAGAACUGCUUAGACUACAGACUGAGCUGGACAAACUACAACAGGAGCAGAAACAUACACACGACAGACAUCAGGAGAUCAGCAGAGACACAGCAGCCUUGCAGCAACAGCAUGAGGAGGAGUUAAGCAGAUUGAAGAAGCAGCUGGUGGAAUCUCAAACUCAGUUAGACGAGAUUAGAGAGGAGGUGAAGGCUGCCAGAAGGCAGCGUGAAGAGCUUGUGAAGCAACAGAAAGAGCAAAAGGCCGAACUGCAGGAGAAAGAGGAGAAGAUCAGGAGGAGACAACAGAGGCUGGACAGACUGGAUCAACAAGUGCAGGAGCUGAAGGCAGAAGUAGUUAUGAAACAGACACAGCUUGAAGAACAUGAAAAGCUGAUCAGGGUGCAGCAGCAGCAGAGCACUGAUCUGGAGCAGCAGCACAGGCUGAAGCAGCAGAAGCUGCAGUCCCAGCUGCAGGCAGUAGAGAGCGCGCUGGCCCUCAGGCUGGACCAGAUAGAGCAGGUCGCAGCCACAAAAAUGGACCUGCAGAGGGAGCGCAAACAGUGCAUUGCGCUACAAGAGCAGGUGGAUAAACUAGAGCAUGAGGUGAGCGAGCGGGACUCCAGACUACAGCAUGCUGUUGAGGAGACCCAUCGCCUGCAGGAGGCUCUGCUGUCUGACAGGACCAGCGCUGAGGGACGUCAGGAGGCCCAGAGGAACCACAGCCAUACAAACAGGCAAAAACUGCAGGGAAUGGAAAAGGAACGUGUGCGGCUCCAAAGGGACUUGCUGACUGUGGAAAAAGCUGCUGAAGAAAGCCAUAAACAAGCCAGAAUCCUGCAGGAACAGCUCAGAACCAUUUCCCAAGAGCUGCUCUGCCUCAAAGACAAGCUGCAGAGCCAAGAAGAGGGCAACCGUCGGCUAUGUGAAUUCAAGGACGGCGUGCGUUCUGUGAGGUCACAGGUGAAAGCGGAGCUUGACAGUGGGGUAAGGGACCUGGAGUCGCCCUCUAGUGUCUCCUCAGACACAGACAGCCUGAAAGAGAACUAUCCCGGGGUUACACUAUCCGUAGGGAACCCAGCAUACAACACUAAGGAUGAACAGUGGCGAGGCGAAGCCCUGAGGGAGAGACUGAGGCAGCAGGAGGACCAUUUGAAGGUUCAACUGCGCAGACGGAUGUUCUCCCAGCAGGAAGCUCUGAGUCAGCGCAGACUGCAGACUGAAGGCAGCAUCCAGGGUCUGCGCAGACACGUCGACAAACUGGACCAGCUCCUCGGCAACUCUUCCAAAGACUCCUAUUAUUUAAGCGACCAAGAAGCGCUUCCAAAACAUGCCAAUGUAAUUGAUCAGAAACAACGUUCCACUGAGCCUUUUGUUUUGACGUGAGCAGACAUUUGCAUAUGCAGAAAAGUGUCCGAGAAGCAUAAAGAAAGAAGGAACUAAUUUCCAUGAUUUCUGUCAGCUUAUGAAAGCAGGUGGAUACAGAGAAGCACAGAUGUUAUCAGAGGAGCAGUUUGAUUAAACCCGCGUCUACCAGAAAAGAGCACACAGAGACCAUUGAGCCAAACCCACAAGAUUGUUUUGGUUACUUCCUGCUUCAGUUCAGCCUUCGUUAUGGCAAAAAAAAUAGCCUGGCAUCAGCACUUUCCAUAAGCAAAUAAGGAAACUGAAACUUGAGGUAAAAAGAUGGUGAAAGUUUAUUCUCUACCUCUGAAAUAUGAAGUAUUUUUACCAUUUUUAACUGAUACGUGCCUUCUAAAUGUUUGCUCAUGUUAAAGUAGACAAUGCUUUGUGUUUAGUGUUUACAUGUGAAACAGAUGCAGGAAGGAAGGUCUCAUGUUUCAUCAUGUGACAUCACUGAUGUCUCAUGUGUUGCAAAAAAAAAAGAAAAACAGUCUGGAAUGAAUGAGUUCAUUUUACAUGACUGUUGUCAAAAAUGACCUUGUAUUCAAAGCCAAGAUAUGCAGAGGAUUUAUUACAGCACUUGUCUUUAUAUACAGUUUGUCUCAAAUCAAAUACAACUUAAAUUAAGUGUGCAAUACAAUUAAUAGUCUCUUUCUUUAAUUUUCACGCCUCCAGAUCAUCUCGUCUCAUCGUUAUUGCUCAUAUACAGUGCGAUCAAUCGUGUAUGUGGACAAAAACACAGUCUACAGUAUUGUUUUUAUUAACAUAAUUACAAACAAAAGUCACUUACAGAAGACAGAAGAUUGAGCAGAAGAUUAAUUUUUGCAGAUGUCAUUAAGAUGAGAAAAA